This is a messenger RNA of Arctia plantaginis, 1731 nucleotides long. NCBI's taxonomy places the organism in Eukaryota, Metazoa, Arthropoda, Insecta, Lepidoptera, Erebidae. The record is from the annotation of a GenBank genome assembly.
AUGUUGAAUAUACAAAACUACGGAAGUAGCUCCGAAGAUGAAGGUGAUAAUGAUAAAGAGGUUGUAAGUGAACACAGUAAUGAGAAGCUGUUGGCUCACUUAAAACCUGUAGAUAAAAACUUUUCUGUUGCUAAAUCAAUGCAAAUAUGCGCUGCACCAGUUGUUAUGCCUACGAAUAGUGAUGACACAAGAAUACUGAUACGAAAUAAUGAAGAAUUAAUGCACAAUCCUAAAUAUGAAGAACUAUUUGCACCCACAUAUGGACCAGACAACCCGUUUCAAACGCAACAGAUGAGGGCAAAUAGAAAUAUAUUAUCCGGUUUUGUAGAGAAGGCACAUAUAAGUGAUUUUCAGUUUGAAAAUCAAAGAAGAACAUUUACAAGUUAUGGGUAUGCCAUGGAUCCUUCUACAGAUGGUGAUACGGGGAGUGGUGAUGCUAUUAUUGUAUCAACAAUGGUUGCCGCCCCAGAAGAGGCAGAUGGCAAGUCUGUAUUUGAGACAAUAAAGAAGAGGCCGCUUGACAAAAAGAAAAGAAAUAGAAAUGACAAUCCUGAAGACGUAACUGGGUUCUUGGGGCCUUGGGGUGGAUUUGAGGGUGAACAGAGGGUGAUGCGACCUGAAGGUGAAGAGGCGAAAGAAUUGGCUGAAAUAGUUGCCAAACGACAGAAGAAGGGCAAGGUUGAUGAUGACAAGCCAUUAGAAGAGAAAUCAAUAUUCCACAUCGACGCGGCCACGGACUACCAGGGACGGUCCUGGGUGGAGGCGCCGCGUUCCGAGACGCAGCUGCGGAGCGACACGCCGCCUGACAAGUGCUUCUUACCUAAGGCUCACAUCUUCACGUGGAAGGGUCACACGAAGGGCGUGGCCGCGGUGCGCUGGUUCCCCGGCACGGCUCACCUCAUGCUCUCCGCUGGGAUGGACUGUCGAGUCAAGAUUUGGGAGGUUUACGGCGAUCGGCGCUGCAUAAGAACGUACUUCGGGCAUAGACAAGCUGUUAGAGAUGUCAAUUUCAACAAUAGCGGGAAACAGUUCCUAUCCGCAGCCUACGACCGUUACAUAAAGCUCUGGGACACGGAGACGGGCGACUGCAUAUCGAGGUUCACGUCCCGGAAGGUGCCGUACUGCGCCAAGUUCAACCCCGACGAGGACAAGCAGAACCUCUUCGUGGCCGGCACCUCCGAUAAGAAGAUCAUUUGUUGGGACAUCCGAAGCGGUGAAAUAGUUCAAGAGUACGACCGACACUUGGGCGCCGUGAACACCAUCACCUUCGUAGACGAGAACAGGCGAUUCGUCACCACCUCUGAUGAUAAAAGUCUUAGAGUUUGGGAAUGGGAUAUACCAGUAGAUAUGAAGUACAUAGCCGACCCAUCCAUGCAUUCAUUGCCUGCCGUGACAGUGUCUCCGAACGGCAAGUGGCUCGCCUGCCAGUCGAUGGACAACAAAGUGAUCGUGUUCAGUGCCCUCAACAGGUUCAAGAUGAACAGGAAGAAGACCUUCAGUGGACAUAUGGUAGCUGGUUAUGCGUGUUCGGUAGACUUCUCACCUGAUAUGAGUUAUCUCGUGAGCGGUGACGCGGACGGCAAGUGCUAUAUUUGGGACUGGAAGACGACGAAACUUUAUAAGAAGUGGAAGGCUCACGACGGCGUCUGCAUCAGCUCGCUGUGGCACCCGCAUGAGCCCAGCAAACUGCUAACAGCGGGCUGGGACGGUCUCAUCAAAUACUGGGAUUAA